ACCAUUUUACAAGCAUACAAAUAAUGGAAAAUAAUGGCAAUGAAAAUCCUGAGUCAUACAAAAAGCAAUCAGGCUUCCCUCCUGGGCAGAAUGAAUUAGGAUGUGAUAGUCCAAAAGAUAAAUUACAGAGGAGUCAAGUGGAGAAAGCAAGCGACCAUAGCCCAGGCUGUGAUGCUCUAACAUAUUUUCACAAGGAGAAGGAUUUUGAAGAAAAGCACAGCUUGAUUGAGAUGCGACAGAAGAAAGUAUCUAUAGUUUUGGCCCCUAUAUCUGAUGAUGCAAAAAAAUACAUUCAUUCCACUAUUGAUACUGUCAUCCAGCACAAGCAUAACAAACACUGCCUCGGUGUUCUACUCCUCAUUCACAAUGACACUGCUCCACCGGCAAUGACCAAUUUUAAGGUAUUAGAUGGAAUGGGCAAGGGUGUGGAAAAACUGAAGAUUGAAUUCGAAAAACUUGGCUUUGCUGUUGUUUGGCUCAAAAACCCAACAUCUGCAGAGGUGAAAGCUUCAAUGGAUUAUCUUUCAUCAGAAGAAGUCAUCACAACAAUCCCAGAGUCGUUUAAAUUCUUUGGAGUGUACGUCACAUGCCAUGGAAACAAUCGUACCUUCUUCACAAAGGAUGGAUCUAUGUCCUACGACUCAAUUGCCAGUGUGGCAAAAAGGGACAAUCUUCAGAAAAAGCUCCAACUUUUUCUCUUCAUAUUUGAUUGUUGCAGAAGUAGUCCCGCAACUGAUGUCGCUGCAUACCCUGACGGUAAAAUAAGUGAAGGUGAACCUAGCCUGCCGGAGAGCAACAUGGAUCCGAACACGAUGAUCCUGUAUGCGCAGUCGGGGGGAGGUACUACUUGGGGUCCAGGAGAUGGAAUUACGUACAUGGCUCAUGACCUGCUGGACCUCAUUGGUACUGACAUCCAUCUGGUGUCUCUGCCAACUAAGCUUCGAAAGAGGAAUAAUAAAAGGCCCUUGCCAUUGACGAUGAUUUUGCCUUCUCAUGACACUCUAUGUAAAGAAUUCAUUCUUGUCAAAGAGAGAGAUGACAAAAUGGCCCCUCGUCUGAAGGAACUAGUGGUUUUCUCUGGCGAUGGUGCUGUAGCUGAGCUGCAUGUCAACCCUCGUCCAUCUGUCAACUCGGCACACUUUGAACACGAGGAAUUUGACGUACAGAUGAGGCCAGGCAGCACUGAAAACUGGCUUUCUCUGAAGAUAUACGGAGAGACCUCCAGAAAAUAUAUGAGCAGCUCAUGUAGCGCAGCAUCAAUUGGUUCCUCACCAUCCUCUAGCACCGAUGGCAAAGUUAUCCUUACGGCUGUGCUGCCAGUUGAUCACCGAACUAGAGUCUCGAAUGCUGAGUUCAGAGUUAUUUCCAAGAUGUCUGGGGGGCUAUGCUUGCCUUCCAAUGUUGCAGUGGUUGCUCUACCUGAAAUCUCACAGCCAAAGAUAACCAAGACGAUCGUUUGUCUAAAGGAUUGCCACCCUCUGGAGCUCCAAACAGCAUGGCGUCUGGAAAACAAACUCUCACUCCAGCUAUCUAAAUUCUUGGUGCAUGUCUUCAAAAAUGGUACUGAAGUGCACACAACCGAAAUACUUGCUGAACGCAACAAAGCGGAGUACUCCGUAACAUUUGUUGUUCCAGAAGUGAUUAAAAGUGAGACCGGUGAUACAUACGAGGUGUGUGUGGAGGCAGAACGUGAGCAUGACAAGAAGAGAAUCCCCAGCAUUUGUAUGAAGGCUCCCAGGCCGGAAAAACAUUUUCCUAGCCUGAAAGAAGUUCAAAUUUCUGAAGAUGGUGCCACAGCGACUGCAACAGUUUCGUUCGAGUCUGUUCUAGAUGAUGAGACGCUCAAUGAACAGCAGUAUAACCUUGAAAUGAAGGUCGAAAACGAACAAGAGUGGAAAACGCUAACAAAAUUUCAAAAUUCCACUCUGAGUGAACCGGUUCCGAUUAAUAUUGGACGUCAAUCUCCGAUUGCUCUCCAAGAGUCCGCAUCUUUUGCCCUUAGGCAACCAGCCACACCCGAUCUCUGCCCUCCCGUGGCACGCAGCACUUCGAUUGACAGCACCGAUGCUCACAGAAUGACUCUCACUGCACUGCUUCCAUUGGAUCGAAAGAAAUGCGGAGUAAAAUUUCGGGUUAUCUCUGAACGACACAACAGUCUAUCGAUUCCCUCGAGCUCAAGUCCUAUUAUAGAUUUGGAGGAGAUUGCACAGCCAAAGAUAACCGAGACAACCGUUUGUCUCAAGGAUUGCCACCCUCUGGAGCUCGAAACAGUAUGGCGUCUGGAAAACAAACUAUCACUCCAGCUAUCUAAAUUCUUGGUGCAUGUCUUCAAAAAUGGUACUGAAGUGCACACAACCGAAAUACCUGCUGAACGCAACAAAGCGGAGUACUCUGCAACAUUUUUUGUUUCAGAAGUGAUUAAAAGUGAGACCGAUGAUACGUACGAGGUGUGUGUGGAGGCAGAACGUGAGCAUGACAAGAAGAGAAUCCCCAGCAUUCGUAUGAAGGCUCCCAGGCCGGAAAAACAUUUUCCUAGCCUAAAAGAAGUUCGAAUUUCUGAAGAUGGUGCCACAGCGACUGCAACAGUUUCGUUCGAGUCUGUUCUAGAUGAUGAGACGCUCAAUGAACAGCAGUAUAACCUUGAAAUGAAGGUCGAAAACGAACAAGAGUGGAAAACGCUAACAAAACUUCAAAAUUCCAUUCUGAGUGAGCCGGUUCCAAUUAAUAUUGGACGUCAAUCUCCGAUUGCUCUCAAAGAGUCCGCAUCUUUUGCCCUUAGGCAACCAGCCACACCCAAUCUCUGCUCUCCCGUGGCACGCAGCACUUCGAUUGACAGCACCGAUGCUCACAGAAUGACUCUCACUGCACUGCUUCCAUUGGAUCGAAAGAAAUGCGGAGUAAAAUUUCGGGUUAUCUCUGAACGACACAACAGUCUAUCGAUUCCCUCGAGCUCAAGUCCUAUUAUAGAUUUGGAGGAGAUUGCCAAACCACAGGUUCAGGAGGAUGGCCAUGUUCGUUUCUACAAUUGCCGCUCACCGAUGGCCACUGGUAAAUGGAAAAUUCAAACACCAUUGAGCGUUCAACUUUCAAAGUUCACCGUUCGCAUUUACAGAGGGGAUGAAGAAGUGGCAUUGUGUUUCGAAGAUGUUCCAUACAAACGUGACGAAGUUGACUACUGUUUUGAAAUCCCUAUUGCUGAAUUAACCCAGAAAGUGGAUCGAGUAAACCAAUAUGCUGUCUGCAUUGAAGCAACUCGUACAGAUGAUAGUGUGAUUAAGAGUGAUAAAGUUGAUUUGACUACAAAACCAGAAUUGUGCUACAAUAUAUGGACUCGCAAGUGUGUCUGCUACGUGGCAGCCAUCUUUGCUCUCAUUAUUGGGGUUACGCUUGCAACAAUACUGAUAAUUGACAUUAACCCACAUUAUCUCAAAUCUGACAUCCCCUGGGCCCCGGCUAAUCUAGUCUCGGAAAUCCCCAAGCCCCCUAGAGAUUCCCUGAGCUCGCCGUUUAGGACAACUGAUUUUACCCAAGAGAUUGUUGAGAGAAAAAAAAAUGAUGAAUUGACGAUUUACUGUGCAGAAAUUGAGAUCAAACGUUUGAAUAACCAUCAAAAAGUGAAGUACAAAUUGUCAUUCAAUCAAUUCAAUCAAAACCUCACCGAAACCACAGCGCUUUUACCUCUGUCUCUAGCUAAUCCCACAGCGUAUUACGUCCUCUCACAGUCAAAGUUGUCUGUUUAUCUUUGCCUUUCAGACGGAGAGGUGCAUCCUCUAUCAGUCAAGCUUCUUCUUUACAAAAGAAUAGACCAAAGUUGGGAACCAGAAAAUAAUGUGGUCGUAGCUAGUCAAAAUGUUACCUUUAAUAGCAGUUCAUGUGCCAACACUACAGUGAUUGCCCCUGAAAGUACAGUUGUGUACCUGGCCCUGUCAUCGCCCGAUAGUGUGAGCUUUAAAAGCAUUACAGGUAAUGUGAAACAAUUCUACUAUGAUGAAACAUCACUAGAUAUCGUGAACGUUUCCAAUAUUGUGUCAGAAGAACAUCCAAAGAUAAUUUCCGGCUCUUCGAGUAAGAAACUUGUUUGUUAUGUGUGGGGAGGAUUCGACGACGAUUCGAACAUUUUCUAUGAAAUAAUUUUUUUACGUGUCCCUGUCGUGUGGAAGAAUUGGACACCUUCAGUUUUUAUUCUGGUUUGUAUUUGUCUACUAUUUUCACUGUGUGUUUGUAUUGUUUUUAGUUGUAGCUUUGCAGCUCGUAGGAGACAUGUAACUCAUAAUUAUACACUAGUCUAGCUAGAUCUAGUGUUUUAAUAAUUAUAAUUAUAUAGUUUCUGGAAUUGAUUUUGCAUACAACUAUCAUGCAUGCAUGGGUUCUACUAG
Messenger RNA from Halichondria panicea, 4376 nucleotides. RefSeq lists its product as uncharacterized. Gene Ontology annotation, molecular function: cysteine-type endopeptidase activity. Gene Ontology annotation, biological process: proteolysis. Lineage: Eukaryota; Metazoa; Porifera; Demospongiae; Suberitida; Halichondriidae. The transcript is spliced from 13 exons. The coding region runs from base 24 to 4289 and encodes 1421 amino acids. The record is from RefSeq and is a predicted model, not a curated record.